CCCCAAAGCCCGCGGGAGGGCGCGGCGGGCCGCGCGGGGGAGGCGGCCGGGGCUGACAAGGGGUGAAGGGGGGGACCGGGCGGAGGCGGGGCGGAGGCUCCCGCCUCCCCCUCGCCGUCCUCCUCGCGGUCCUCCUCCGCGCCCUCCUCUCGCAGACGCCGCCUCCACGGGCCGGAGCCGGGGUCCGCGGCGCUGACUCGGGGCGGCGGGAUGGGGACUUAGCGCCACGGCGGCGGCAGUGGCCGCAGCGAGACCGGCCGCCGCCCCCGGGCCCGUCCCGCCGGGGGUGCCGGGCGCGGCCAGCCCGCCCCGGAGCCAGGCCCGCGGGCGGCGGCGGCGGCGGGGCUGGGCAGGUGGCUGCGGCUGGAAGAUGGCGCCCUCGGGCCCGGGCAGCGUCAGGCGGCGGUGCCGGCGGGUGCUGUACUGGAUCCCGGUGGUGUUCAUCAGCCUCCUGCUCGGCUGGUCCUACUACGCCUACGCCAUCCAGCUGUGCAUAGUGUCCAUGGAAAACAUUGGAGAACAAGUUGUGUGCCUGAUUGCUUAUCAUCUACUUUUUGCAAUGUUUGUCUGGUCGUAUUGGAAAACUAUCUUCACAUUACCAAUGAAUCCUUCAAAAGAAUUCCAUCUCUCUUAUGCAGAGAAAGAAUUGUUGGAGAGAGAGCCAAGAGGAGAAGCUCAUCAGGAAGUUCUCAGGCGAGCAGCCAAAGAUCUUCCAAUCUAUACCAGGACCAUGUCUGGAGCAAUCCGAUAUUGUGACAGAUGCCAACUUAUAAAACCAGAUCGCUGCCAUCACUGUUCCGUCUGUGAUAAAUGUAUCUUGAAGAUGGAUCAUCAUUGCCCAUGGGUGAACAAUUGUGUUGGAUUUUCAAAUUAUAAAUUUUUCCUCCUCUUCUUGGCUUAUUCUCUGCUGUAUUGCCUUUUUAUUGCUGCUACGGACUUACAGUAUUUUAUCAAAUUUUGGACAAAUGGCCUACCUGAUACUCAAGCCAAGUUCCAUAUUAUGUUUUUAUUCUUUGCUGCAGCUAUGUUUUCUGUCAGCUUGUCUUCUCUGUUUGGCUAUCAUUGUUGGCUAGUCAGCAAAAAUAAAUCUACAUUAGAGGCGUUUAGAAGUCCAGUGUUUCGACAUGGAACAGAUAAGAAUGGAUUCAGCUUGGGUUUUAGUAAAAACAUGCGACAAGUUUUUGGUGAUGAGAAGAAGUACUGGUUGCUACCCAUUUUUUCAAGUCUAGGUGAUGGCUGCUCCUUUCCAACUUGCCUUGUUAAUCAAGAUCCUGAACAACCAUCUACUCCUGCAGCAUUGAAUUCAGCAUCUAAAAAUCCUGAAAACCAUCAAUUUCCUGCAAAACCAUUGAGAGAGUCCCAGAGUCACCUUCUUACUGAUUCUCAGUCUUGGACAGAGAGUGGCACAAACCCGGGAAAAGGCAUAGCUGGUAUGAGUAAUCCUGCAUUAACCAUGGAAAAUGAGACUUAAUUCUUCAAACAAACUUAAUUCAUACUUUAUGAAAGUAUCUAUGCUGUGGAUGGAAGAGGCUUCCCUCAGGAGGACACCACUGACCAUUUGUUCCCAUUUCCUUUUGACUGGAUAAGAAUAUAAAUUGAUUAUGCUUUUCGAAGCCAUUGCUUAAAACCUAACAUUUUUUUAAUGCAGUAUACAAAUUGUUUCGACUAAUACAAAUUCCUGUUAAAUAUUAAAAGUAA
This is a messenger RNA of Talpa occidentalis (Iberian mole), 1698 nucleotides long. It is a transcript of the gene ZDHHC2, whose product is annotated as zinc finger DHHC-type palmitoyltransferase 2. The record is from RefSeq and is a predicted model, not a curated record. Lineage: Eukaryota; Metazoa; Chordata; Mammalia; Eulipotyphla; Talpidae. Bases 371 to 1471 code for a protein of 366 amino acids. Gene Ontology annotation, cellular component: Golgi apparatus; endoplasmic reticulum. Gene Ontology annotation, biological process: peptidyl-L-cysteine S-palmitoylation; protein targeting to membrane. The transcript has 13 exons. Gene Ontology annotation, molecular function: protein-cysteine S-palmitoyltransferase activity.